AUGGCAUCAAUCACAGUAUCGAGCGGUCCCGAGAUCUAUACUACCGACUCAAUAUUGCAAAGCGCCAAGACUCAAUCUAUCCUUGUGCUACAAGCUCCUCUCGAAAAGUACACUCUCAUGCAUAAUUAUCCAAUUCCUUCCCUGCGCGACGCCACGGAGAUUCUUGUGCAGACUGAAGUGAUAGGACUCAACCCCAUCGAUUGGAAGUCGCCAGAUUUCAAUUUCGGAAUACCACACUUUCCUUUCGUACCUGGACGGGAACUUGUUGGGAUUGUGUCGCAGAGUCACACGGCAUCGCGCUUCAGACCUGGCGAUAGAGUCAUUGUUAUCUCGACAGACUACAGAGACGCAAGGAAAGCAGCAUAUCAAGAAUUUGUUGUCGCGCCAAACUACAAUGUGGUGAAACUGCCACGGCAGCUAUCGCCAGAGCAAGGCGCCGCGCUAGGUGUUGCUUUCGUGACUUCGGCUUUGGCUUUGGGAAGCUGCUUCGGGCUGAGCUUCAGCGACAUUAUGGAUGGACCAGACUUGAGAGCCUUGAUUCACAGUGUGAAUGAAAAGCGAAUACCGGAAGAUGUUCAACAUGAGGCGCUUCGCUCAAUUGACGACCAGGAGAGGGCACUUGAGGGCGAUUGGGUCGCGAUUUGGGGAGGUAUGCCAUCAUGA
Molecule: messenger RNA, 663 nt
Organism: Akanthomyces muscarius
Lineage: Eukaryota; Fungi; Ascomycota; Sordariomycetes; Hypocreales; Cordycipitaceae
Exons: 3
Coding region: 1-663 (220 amino acids)
Source: RefSeq, a predicted model, not a curated record